AUGGACACGACGGAGCAGCCGACCCAGCGCCACAAUGACACCCGACGCACCCACCGCAAAUCAAGAAACGGCUGCCUCACGUGCAAGCAACGCCGCGUCAAAUGCGACGAGGGCCGUCCCAGAUGCUCCAAGUGCACAAUCGGUGACCGGCAAUGCUCGUAUCGGAAUCAGAAACCCGAGACUACGACAUCACGUGGCUCAGAAACCCCAGACACUGCGACCUUAACCUUGACCACGCCCCGUGGCUCAAAACCCCCCGAGCCACGGGCCAAGUCUGGGGCAUUCACUGCCAUGGAUCUAGGCUUCCUUCACCAUGCGGAAUGCAACCUGGCCGAGUUCAUGGCUCUUCAGUGCGAUGUGAGGCCAAUCAUUACGCUCGCCGUCGACAACGCCCUGACAGCACCCUAUCUCCUCGACCAGUUGCUUGCCCUCUCAGCCCUCCAUCAAUCAGUAUCUGAUCCCUCUAUGGCCUCAGUUUACGAUCAACAAGCUACAGAACUGCAGACACGCGCCCUGUCCACCUUCAACGAGACCAAGGCUGACAUCUCCGAGAGCAAUCACUUAACCUCAUUCAUCUUUGCAACCCUACUUGGCAUCCACGUGCUCCGCGAUACCCUUGCUAAGAACCACGACACACUCGUUGCCUUCAUCAGCGCCUUCGUGGCCUAUAUCCGCCUCCAUCGUGGAGUACGUGCCGUCACCAAUAAAUAUUGGGGAUCGAUCCUUCAGUCGGAGUUGAAGCCUCUACUGUACAUCGUCGACUGGACCGAAAGAGCCCACGAGCUCGAACCUGGAACCGACACGGCCGGGAUGCGAGACUUUCUACAAUCAGCCCCCGGUUUAUCAUCUGUAUCCCUGGAGGCUUGCCUGUCUGCCCUCAAAUGGGUUCAGUGGGUGCUGGACACGAUCAAGAUGGAACCCACGAGGUUCGACCUGGCCGUUCAUGCCACCAUGGCCUGGCCACUCCUAGUUCCGGACGAGUACGUCGACGCUCUCUACCAGCACCGCCCAGAAGCCUUUGCUGUACUCAGCUACUAUGCCGCUAUCGUUCAUCGGUACCGGGAGUUCUGGGUCUUUCGGGGUGCCGGGUUGACAUUGAUGGAACUAAUUGCGCGCCAUGUUGGUCCUUUUUGGUGCGAGGCUAUGUCUUGGCCACAAAGUCAGCUAGUAGAAGAAGAGUAG
Messenger RNA from Fusarium keratoplasticum, 1182 nucleotides. Its product is annotated as Zn(2)-C6 fungal-type domain-containing protein. Gene Ontology annotation, biological process: regulation of transcription by RNA polymerase II. The record is from RefSeq and is a predicted model, not a curated record. Lineage: Eukaryota; Fungi; Ascomycota; Sordariomycetes; Hypocreales; Nectriaceae. Gene Ontology annotation, molecular function: zinc ion binding; DNA-binding transcription activator activity, RNA polymerase II-specific. The transcript has a single exon. Bases 1 to 1182 code for a protein of 393 amino acids.